Fusarium vanettenii 77-13-4 is the source of this 4286-nucleotide messenger RNA. RefSeq lists its product as uncharacterized. The coding region runs from base 189 to 4169 and encodes 1326 amino acids. Lineage: Eukaryota; Fungi; Ascomycota; Sordariomycetes; Hypocreales; Nectriaceae. The record is from RefSeq and is a predicted model, not a curated record. Gene Ontology annotation, cellular component: nucleus. The transcript is spliced from 5 exons. Gene Ontology annotation, biological process: SCF complex assembly; protein ubiquitination.
CCGAACUGCUACCAACACCACUCGUGUUGACACGAGGCCAGCUCACUUUGAAUCCUUCUUCUCAUUCUAGACUCUUCAUCAUCUUUACGCACCAGAUCCGCGCUCUGCUGCUACAGAUAUCCACCCCCUCCCGCGCAUGAUCCAAGCCUGAAGCAGCUCUCUCACGCCAUCGUGAAAGCUCGCCCGGCAUGGCUUCUAACCAAACAUUAGCCACGCCGCAGGCGGUGAUGGGCCAUGUGCAGAAACUCGGCGAUAGUGAUCCGGACUUUCGAUUCAUGUCUCUGAACGAUCUGCUGCAGCUGCUCAACAAUGCCAAACCCGAUUUCCUCCAUCACGACUACAACAUCGCUGCGCGCACAGUUGAUAGCAUCAUCAAGACGCUCGACGACCAGAAUGGUGAGGUCCAGAACCUGGCAAUCAAGUGCCUGGGACCCCUCGUGGGCAAGGUCCCUACACCCAUCAUCGCUCCCAUGAUCGAGAAGCUGUCCAACCUGAAGCUUAAGAACUCGGUGGACAAUACUGUGCCCUCGUUGGCUCUUCGAUCCGUAAUUAUCGCCCUUCACCGACCGGUCCCGGGACUCCCGCCUACCUCAGAGGUCCAGGAGGCCUACAAUGCUGUCAGCCGAGUCCUGAUUCCCCGCCUUAUCGGCCCCGGACCCAAGACACGAACUCCCAACAACCCCAAUGUCCCUCUUCCUUCCGUCCCCGAGGGCCUCCUACAAAAUGAGAACGAUCUCAACGCCGAAGCCGUCGAUGUGCUGAUUGAGGUGGUUCGAUGUUUUGGACCCAUGCUCGUCCAGGUCGAGGUCGAGGCUAUGCAAGAGGUGGUCAUUCAGCUUCUCGAGAGCGAGAAGGGCUCGUCAGUUGUCAAGAAGAGAGCGGUCGUUGCCAUCAGCAUGCUUGCUGUCUACCUCUCUGAGGAACAUCUGGAAGAGGUGGUGAACCGAAUUACUGCUGGUCUUUCCCAGAACCAGAGCAGCCCGGUUACGAGGCGACUCUAUAUUUCGAUCCUUGGUAGUAUCGCGCGAUCGAUUCCUGCUCGCUUUGGACCACACGUCCCCAAGGCUGCACCUCAAAUUCUGCAAGCACUCGGCGACGAAGAGCUCCAGGCACAUCUCGAGGCGCUCAGCGAUGGAGACGAUCUGGGUCAGGAGUUUAACGAGGUGCGCGAAGCUUCUCUCGUGGCUCUUGAGGCCUUCCUAGCUUCUUGCCCGCAGGAGAUGCGUCCCUUUACAGACGAUACGAUAACUUCCUGCUUGCGAUUCCUCAAGUACGAUCCUAAUUAUUCCAUGGACGAUGAGGAUGAGGACAUGGAAGACGAGGAAGAAGAGGACGAAAUGGACGAGGACGACGAAUUUGAUGCUGAUGAUGGUUUUGAAGACGAUGACGACGACGCCAGCUGGAAGGUUCGACGAUGCGCCGCAAAGACACUGUAUACGCUUAUCUCGACACGCGGCAGUGGAGAUUUGCUCGAGAACGGUGUGCUUUACAAUCAGGCAGCUCCUCUGCUCAUCAAGCGAAUCGAAGAGCGAGAGGAAAAUGUCCGACUGGAGAUUAUUUCUGCUCUCUCUCUAUUGAUCCGCAAGACUGGAGAAGGAUUCGCCAUGAAGGACCUGGGGCUCGAUGACUUUGAGCCUGAAUCCGAAUCUCGCAUCCCAAUUAGUAGGAAACGAAGACGCCAGAGCAGUGUUGGCGGGUCAUCAGCUUCCCAGUUCACUGGUUCCGGUCUUGUCUCUCCCGUCUUUGAAAAGACCCCCACGACCGGUCCUCGAGCUGAUCUAGCUCGCCUGACACCAUCUAUCCAUGGCGGACUUGCCGAGUACUUUGACCAGGUUAUUGGUCCUAUAAUCGAGGCCAUCCAACCCUCUGGUACUGCGACUGCGCCCACUUCGCUGGCCUCGCAGGCUGGAUCUUCCUCGGCUACUCCAAGCACACUAAGAAUCACGGCCUUGGAGAUUAUCAGCGAUAUUGCCAAGACUCACUCAUCGACUAUCCUGCAGCCUUAUCUCACAAAGAUUGUCGAUGGAGUCAUCUCAGCCGUCCACAAUCGUUUCUACAAGAUCUCUAGCGAGGCCAUAGGAACUGUUGAGGAGCUGAUCAAGGCUAUUACCCCACCCCGAUCGCGCAACACGGCUACUAAGUACAAGGCCGAACUUGACAAACUGUAUGGAGUCCUUCUGGAUAGGGCUGCUGCCCAGGACGCUGAUGCAGAGGUUCGCCAGCGAGCCAUUCACGCACUCGGUGUCUUGAUCUCGCGCACCUCUAGCCCAGAGGGCUCAUCUCUGCUGUCUGAGGAUAAGCGCAAGGCUGCAUUGGAGGUGCUGCGGGAACGACUCAAGAACGAGACGACCCGCCUGGCUGCUGUACGUGCUGUGGAGAAUGUCUCCCGCUAUGCCAAAACACUGGGCCAACUUGAGCAACAAUGGAUCCAGGAGGUGGCCCUGGAGCUUGCUGCCCAGCUGCGAAAGGCCAACCGAGCCCUCCGUGGAUCGAGCAUUGUCGCUCUCAAGGCCCUUGUCCUAUCGCCUGCUAGCCAGAAGCAGCUGGAGCCUGACACUAUUGGUGGUAUUGUGUCUGCACUGAUGCCGAUCAUCACUAACAGUGAUACGCAUCUUCUCGGACCAACACUGCUCAUUCUUGCUAAAAUGGUACCAGAGCACCCAGAGCUUGUGGUGACGGACGAAAUGAUCGUCUCGCUCUGCGAGCUGCUCAAGUCCCACUACUCGAGCAUUGCUCUGGACCACUUGCUCGUCUUGAUCAGUAGCAUUGGAGAGAGCGGAGCUGGUCAAGCUCUUAUGCAAGGUCUACUCAAGGACGUUAGCGUUGCCGGUGACCCCCCUGUUGUCGGCAAGGUGAUUGGUACUCUUCUCGUGACGGGAGGAGAGUCAGUGGGAGUCAAGCUGGACAGCUUUGUUUCGGAACUCUACACGAGUGCGAAGGGCAACGACGAAGCUCGAGUUAGCCUCGCCCUGGCUGUCUUGGGAGAGGCCGGAAAGAGACUGGGAACCAGCUCGACACUCAAGCCUGAUCUCUUCCUGGACCAGUUCCAUGCCGAGCCCGACAAGGUGUCGCUAUCUGCGGCCAUCGCCCUUGGCAGAGCCGGGUCAGGCAACGUACCCGAGUUUCUGCCUGUUAUCCUGCAGACCAUGCAGAAGGGUGGCAACACACAGUACCUUCUCAUCCAAUCCAUCAAGGAGAUUCUGCAGUCGAUUUCGGCGCAGUCAACGGACCUGCGCAACUAUGCACCGGCCAUCUGGGACGAACUCCUCAAGGCUUCGGACAAUGCGGAUAACAAGGUGGUUUGCGCUGAAUGCGUGGGCCGACUAGUUACACUAGACCCUACCGUGUUUAUGCCGCGUCUUCAGACACUUCUCAAGGAUGAGUCUCUUGGUGUCCGUGGAAUGGCGGUCCAGGCUGUCCGCUACACUCUUCCAGAGAGUGACGAGACAUUCGAUGCUCUCCUGAACAAUGUCCUGAUUGACAUGCUCUUGACUAUGCUUCAAGACUCGGAUAUGGACAUUCGAAGAUUGGCAAUGACUACUCUUACGACAGCUGCCAGAAAUAAGCCGGAUCUGAUCCACCCUCACCUGGGUGAUCUUAUGCCUUUUGUUCUGACCGAGUCGGUGAUCAAGAAGGAGCUGGUCAGAGAGGUCAUGAUGGGUCCGUUCAAGCACACAGUAGACGAUGGCCUCGAGGUCCGAAAGAGCGCAUAUGAGACAUUGUAUGCGUUGAUGGAGACGGCGUUUAGCCGCAUCAACAACAUUAACUUUUUCGACCGUGUGGUGGCUGGUCUCAGAGACGACAAUGAUAUUCGACAGCUGUGCAACCUGAUGGUGACAAAACUCAUGACAAUCGAUCCCGAGGAGACGACCAGACGUCUUAACUCGAUUGCUGAAGCGUACCGCUCUGUUCUCUCUGUCAAGCUGAAGGAUAACGCAGUGAAGCAAGACUUGGAGAAGCAGGAGGAGGCGAACAAGAGCAUCCUGCGGGUGACGCUGAUGCUGGGUGAUAGGAUGAAGGCGAUGACCGGAAACGCUGGAGCCGCAACCAGCAAUGCAGGCGCGGCGAGCGUCUGGGGAGCGUACUGGGAAUGGGUGAACAAGGAGUUUGACAAGCAGCUCAAGGGGCUGCGAGAGGAGAAGAGCAAACUACAAACACGCAUGGUCUAGGACAAAGGCAAUUUGUAAAAAUGAGGAUUUGGGAGGGUGAUGAGUGUAGUUUACAAGAAGAGGCUAGUCGAUUAGCUGGCAUUGAUGAAGAAUAACGAAUGGCAUUGUUUGUGAUAG